This is a messenger RNA of Vicia faba (fava bean), 741 nucleotides long. The record is from the annotation of a GenBank genome assembly. NCBI's taxonomy places the organism in Eukaryota, Viridiplantae, Streptophyta, Magnoliopsida, Fabales, Fabaceae.
AUGGUGAACUAUUCAUUGAUUCGAAUAAUCGUUGGAAUUAUAGGCAAUAUCAUCUCUUUAGGCUUGAUAAUCUCACCAGCACCAACUUUCUAUAAAAUUAUAAAGAUGAAAGCCGUAGAAGAGUUCAAGCCAGAUCCAUAUUUAGCAACAUUAUUGAACUGUGCUGUUUGGGUGUUUUAUGGAAUGCCUUUUGUGCAUCCAAAUAGCACUUUGGUUGUUACCAUCAAUAGUGUUGGGUUUGUUUUCGAAUUGGUUUAUAUUAUCAUAUUUUAUAUCUAUGCCACCACCAAAGGAAGGAAAAAUAUAUUGAUUGUUGUUCUCAUUGAGACUAUUUUCUUUGUGGGUGUUGUUCUUAUAACAAUGUUUGCACUUCAUGGCACUACCAAAAGAUCUUUGGUGGUUGGUAUUAUUGCUGAUAUCUUCAAUAUUAUGAUGUAUGCCUCUCCUCUUACAAUUGUGACAAAAGUUAUAAAAACUAGGAGUGUGAAGUAUAUGCCAUUUUGGCUCUCUGUAGCUAACUUCCUCAAUGGCUUGUGUUGGACAGCAUAUGCUAUUCUUCCCCCCUUUGAUAUUUAUGUAUUGAUAAGCAAUGGUAUUGGAGCAGUUCUUGGACUUGUUCAACUUAUUAUAUAUGCUUGCUAUUAUUCUUGCAAAGGUGAAAACAAUGAAGAUGAUACCAAAAAUGAUGAUCUUGAGAUGAAAUCAACAACUGUUGGUGAAAUCUCAGUUAGCAAUGAAUGA